ACGUGGAUUGUCCAAUCAGCGUCUGGUGUGUGACUGCUAGUUUGGUUUUUAAUUAUUUUGAGAAAUUCACGAACGCUUGUUUAGCAAACUGAUAGUUGUAUAAAGAAUACCUGUUAUUGUUAAGAAGGAGUGAGCAAGGACAAGACGCUGUGAUGGCUUCUUUAGGACAACAAGGAGGCGACGAAAGCGAUGAUGGGAUGGACGAGUUCAUGGAUAGAUUUAGAACUGAGAAAUAUAAAAAUGCUUUUAACGAAAGCAACUGGGAAGAGGAGUUUGAUACGAUACCCAUGUUCAUGAAGAAAGUGCCAGACGUGAUUGACCCAAUGAAACAUCCAGAGCUGGCCUGCAUUCAGGCCAUCAUUCAUGAUGAUGACCGGUCCCCUGAGGAACAGGCCCAGGGCCUGAAGGACGAGGGCAACGAGUACUUCAAGGAGAAGAACUACAAGAAGGCCAUCGUGUCCUACUCUGAGGGACUGAAGAGGAACUGUGCUGACUCGGAGCUUAACGCCGUCCUGUACACCAACAGAGCCGCCGCGCAUUACCACCUGGGUAACAUGCGUUCUGCUUUGAAGGACUCUGUUUCUGCCAACAAGAUGAAGCCAAACCACCUGAAGGCUUUGCUGAGAGGGGCCCAGUGUUGCAUGGAGCUGCGUAAAUAUGGCGACGCUCAGCAGUGGUGUGACGAGGGUCUGCGUAUCCACCCCGCAGACAAGAAACUACAGGAGCUACGCAGCACAGCCGACAAACAGAAGAGGGAGGCGGAGAGAGAUGCCCGGAAAGCAAAGCUGAGAGAGAAGAAGCUGCGUGGGCAGAAAGAGGCUCUGCUGGCGGCCAUAAAGGAGCGCGGUGUGAAAUUGAUGAGAAUUACGAAGCCCGUCCGUGAGGAAGAGGACGGUGAGGGUGAUGAAGGCCAGGUGGCUGCUGGGAUGGGGGAACUGGACGGGCUGAUGUCCCAGGAGGCCACGGGGUCAUGUGUGUUUCUGGACGACAGCGGCACCCUCCACUGGCCAGUGCUGUUCCUGUACCCUGAACAUUGCCAGACCGAUUUCAUCUCUGCCUUCUGUGAGACGUCUAAUCUCCUAGACCACCUCGCUGUCAUGUUUGGAGACGAGCUUCCUCCUUGGGAUGCAGACAGGAAGUACCUCCCCCACAACCUUCAGCUGUUUUUUGAGGAUGCUGAGAGCGAGCGGCUGCAUCAGGUGGAUGUGACUGCGCCCCUCCUCAAAGUCCUACAGCACAGCAGGUGUACAGUAAAGGACGGCAGCCCUUCCUUCAUCGUCCUGGUAACUGGGUCAUCAUACAGCAAGCAGUUCCUGUCAGGGAAGAAAAUCCAUUGGCUAAAGUGAGGUCAUGACCUCAGAGGGACAUUUGAUGGACUGUGUUCCUUACCAGUCAGAGACAGUUCUGUGUGUGUGUGGCCCGCCCACUUACAGUAUGUGCAAUGCAGAGAUGAGGAGGCUGACUGGCUGACUGGCUGACUGGCUGGCUGACUGGCUGACUGGCUGACUGGCUGGCUGACUGGCUGGCUGACUGACUGGCUGACUGACUGGCUGACUGACUGGAUGACUGACUGGAUGACUGACUGGAUGACUGACUGACUGACUGACUGACUGUUUGAUUGAUUGACUGACUGUCUGACUGACUGAAGCAGCACCUGAGAGGGAGUCUGUCAAACAUGCUGCUGCUUUUGAUAUCUGCUGAUCUGAUAUCUGAGGAGAUGAGAAAGGGGGCUGGCAGGACAUCAGUACAUUAGUCACCGAUUGUCUGUAUUCAUUUGUGAUAUAUGUUAAUAACCACCCUGUCAGCAUUUAUUAAAUGUUGAUAUCCACUGA
This is a messenger RNA of Clupea harengus (Atlantic herring), 1832 nucleotides long. It is a transcript of the gene ttc4, whose product is annotated as tetratricopeptide repeat domain 4. Gene Ontology annotation, molecular function: Hsp90 protein binding; Hsp70 protein binding. The record is from RefSeq and is a predicted model, not a curated record. NCBI's taxonomy places the organism in Eukaryota, Metazoa, Chordata, Actinopteri, Clupeiformes, Clupeidae. Gene Ontology annotation, cellular component: nucleus; cytosol. Gene Ontology annotation, biological process: protein folding.